ACAUACGACACACACCAAAUACAUAGAUGCACAGACGCCCACACCCACCCAUCAUACACACGCGCGCGCGCGCGCGCGCAUGCACACAUAAUUAUGCAGAUCUUAUUGUUGAGUUAUGUUUAUGAGCAUUUUUGUAAAAUCUAAAUUUCCUGAAUCCGUGCAAUAGUUCAUAUACAGUUCAAGAAUUGUGUUAUAUAUUGCACGUCGCAUGCCAGAGCUCCUUGAUGAAGCUGCUCCGCUGAUUGACCGCUGAGUGUUGUGUUGAGGUGCUGUGCGCUCUCCGCUGUGCUGCUGCUGCUGCUGCUGCAGGGGGAGCGUCCGUCCUUAUACAGCCUGCAGUGCUGCGAUGUGCGGCCGCCUUAUUUGUCUCCUGGCUGCUACAUUUUUCCAUUUUUAAUCAUAUUUGGAGGACCACAGAGAAGGAAAUUCAUUAAGACGGGCGACCUCCAUGCCGGCAGGAGGUAAAACAGCCUAUACUGUGCGUCUUUGAACUGAGAUGCGGACGGUGCUAACUCAUUUCUGUGACUAUCUACAUGGUUUCUGGAGAUGCAGGUGCCUACAGAGGAUGGCCUUUCACUGACUGGAUAGAGGCAGCUGGGUUUCAGGAUGCGCUCUCUGAGAAAGACAGUGUUGCUUGCCAUCCUGGUGUCUGUGGUGCUGGUGUUGGCCCUGCUCCAUUCGUGGCCCACUCGGGCUUACACCACAGUGGAUGUUUGGCAGCGACAGGGGCAAAAUAUAGAGAGGCAUCUGGAGGAGAGACUCCCAGAACCAGACCACCGAUUUGGCAACAUCCCCUUUCAUGUGAGGGACAGUGUGGCGAGCUUGUUGGCACGUAACGGGUGUGUGUGUGAGGGUGAGAGUGGUGGAGUGAACCUGCCCUUCGCCCAACUCUUGUUCCCGCGAGUGUCAGCUCACCCGCUGCACACCGCCUUUGAGGCCUCUGAGCUGGAGGAAAUGAAGAGGAGACGUGCCAAAGAGUACAAGAGUUUCCAAAAAAGGUCACAGACACCUGCAGAUGAUCUCAUCAUUGCAGAGGCUAAUAAUCCCUUACAGUAUCCAACACAGGGGGUGGAGGUGCGACCCCUGAAAACAAUCAUCAUCCCAGGCUUGGCCUUACACGACCUUCCCAAAGACCACUACUCAAUAAACAUCACUGCCACGCUGGGAACGCUGAACGUGGCAGCAGAGGUGGACAAGGUGAAAGUCAAAGGUGAUGGUGAGAUGCACAUGACUCUGUCCAGCAGCCUGCUGCCCAACCUGAACCGACAGCUGCAGUUUGUCACCUACACAAACACUCUGUUCCACCCCAGCACAGCAGACACAGUGCAGUUUGAGACAGAGGGACAUCAAGCCAGCUUCAGUAUCAAGAUCCGUCACGGUGUUACACCCAAACUGUACAACACCGGAUCCAAAGGAGAGUACAACGUGAGUGCCCUCGUCACCAUAGCUACAAAGACUUUCCUUCGAUAUGACAAGCUUCAAAAUCUUAUCGACAGCGUGAGAAAAUACUAUCCCACUGUCACCAUAGUGAUCGCUGAUGACAGCGAAAACCCCAAAACCAUUUCUGGGCCUUACAUCGAACAUUACAUCAUGCCUUUUGGAAAGGGUUGGUUUGCUGGACGAAACCUCGCCGUCUCUCAGGUGACGACAAAAUACGUGCUGUGGGUGGAUGACGACUUCAUCUUCACCGCUUACACCAAGCUGGAGAAACUGGUGGAUGUUUUAGAGAAAACCACUCUGGAUCUGGUGGGUGGUGCAGUGCGGGAGGCCACAGGUUACACUGCCACCUACAGACAGACCAUCUCCAUCGAGUCGGGGGAGGAGGAGGGCGACUGUUUACACAUGAGGAGAGGGUUUCAUCACGUCAUCCAAGGAUUCCCCAACUGUGUCGUGACUGACGGAGUCAUUAACUUCUUCCUGGCUCGCACAGACAAAGUCCAGCAGGUCGGCUUUGACCCACGCCUCGCCAGGGUCGCUCACCUGGAGUUUUUCAUCGACGGCCUCGGAUCUCUCCACGUGGGCUCUUGUGAUGAUGUCAUCGUGAAUCAUGCCACCAAAAUCAGACUUCCCUGGGCGAGCCAAUCAGAGAGUGACAAGAUUUAUGCCAAGUUCCGUUACCCUGCGGCCUCGUCCGAUGCCACACACACGAAAAACGGCCUCCUGUUCUUUAAGAACAGAUUUCAGUGUUUGACUCAUAAUUAGCUCCUCUCUGUCCUGAGGGUUCCUCUGCUCUUCCUGAGUUGCCAAAGAAGUUCUCCUCCGUCUCGUUCUGUCGGAUAAGAUUUCAGAAACACGCUUCGGUUUGCCUUUUCUUUGAAAACCUUUUCGAGAGGUUUCAGGAAUCAGCGAAGAGAAAAUGCGCCAUUAGAGCAGUUUUAGCAUGUUUAUUCUGUCAGUGCUGAGAAAGUCCUUAUCCACGUCCAGAAGCCAGAUAUGAAAGUCCAAGAUCUCCAGAGAGAAUCAGCUGUAACAAACACAUCAUGUUGUUUACUCAGACCCAGUUAAAUCACAGCAUCUUCUCUGUUAAUUACUUUUUGGUUGUCAAAGUUUAUCUGGCUUUUCUCACAACGACCGAGCUUUGGGAGAAGCCAACAGGUAGCAUCUUCACAGUCAGUCCAUUAGAUGUGAGCAGAGAAACAUCUGUCCUCCUUCAAUUUGCACUAUCCAAAACAGACUGAGCUUGGAAAAAAGCAUCUGAGGGGCCUGAGGACAAGGGGACACUUCUGUAAAGUGACAAUCCUGUCGACGCAGUGCGUCCUGUAGGUAACCUCUUCACCAACGCCACAUGAAGAACGCAUUCACCGCCUGAGGUACCCGCCCACGCUCCAUGACUGGCGGCUAUGCCAAAGGUUUGGCUGCUGGCUUUUGGGUGUUUUUAUCUCUUUGUGUUAUGGUUCUGCUUUCCCCACCUUUCCCCAGAAUCCUGUGUGUCAUCUAUGCGCAGUUAAUCACGUCUGAGGAGAAACUUUCAGUCCCACCCCAACUGGUGUUACCUGAUCUGGGAGCUGCCUUGUUGUGUUUUUUUUUUUGUCAUCUGCUGUCUGUCACUCCCAACAAACAUCUAAAGAGGAGGAGUGCUUCUGUCCAGUGCACGCUGAUGGAUGACAGUGAAAGUGAUUGCAUCUUUACAUGCUGCCUAAAAAGAAAAAGUUGAAUGAACCAAAGUGCAUGUUGAGUUUUCCUCACUACAAGAGAAGAAGAGAGAAAAAAACACACACACAUUGAGACAGAAGUGAGAGUUUUGUAAUAAAUUAAAGGGAUAGUUCAGAUAAAUUGAGGUAUGAGGUACUUAUCUAUAGUCACUGUAUCACUUACAGCAGAUGGCUACUGUAGGAUUCUCCCAGUUAGGAGAAGCAGGCAGGAGGGUAGACAGAAGCUAAGUAAUGUACUGCUGUAGAGGGGCAACAGCAAAAAAAAUGUAGUCGCUUAAAAAUAAUUGAUAUCAGUAAAAGUUUAUGCGAUAUUCAGAAUAUUUUUCCCUCAUUAUCUUGCCCUGACAGAGCCCUUUUCGACAAGAAACAGAAGCUGUUCUUUGCUCUCUUCAAAGCCACCAGAUUCCAUUGACAAAAAUAUAAAUUUUACCUUGCUGGUCUACCGGUGCCUCGAUCUGUUAUUUUGUUUGUGUUAUUGUGUGACUUUGGUGUUUUUUAGGAUUAGUUCAGAUUCACCAAAGUCACACAAUAACAAAUAAACUAACUGAUCGGGGCAGCAAUAGACUGGCAACUCCCAUGUGCUGCAAGGUAAAAUGUUUUGUCUAAAAAGUCUGGUUCAUAGAAUGGUUUCCCACAUCAUAAACUUAAGGCAAGGCAAGGCAAGUUUAUUUGUAUAGCACAAUUCAACACAAGGUAAUUCAAAGUGCUUUACAUACACAUUAAAACAGCAAGACACAAUUGAAAACAGUAAAAACAGUCAAUUAAAACAGGGAAAUAGAAAUAAAAAUAUAAAUAAGAUAAAAUAAAUAAACAGGACUGUCGGACGGCAAGGCAAAGCAGUGAAAAUCUUCUAAAUAUAGUGUACACUUAAACAAACAUGAUUUUUAGCUUCUGUGCUGGACAAGUAUCCCAUAUAACCCCACUUUUUAAAAAAAGAAAAA
Molecule: messenger RNA, 4093 nt
Organism: Centropristis striata (black sea bass)
Lineage: Eukaryota; Metazoa; Chordata; Actinopteri; Perciformes; Serranidae
Gene: b4galnt1b
Product: beta-1,4-N-acetyl-galactosaminyl transferase 1b
Exons: 12
Coding region: 607-2202 (531 amino acids)
Biological process (GO): ganglioside biosynthetic process
Cellular component (GO): Golgi membrane
Molecular function (GO): hexosyltransferase activity
Source: RefSeq, a predicted model, not a curated record